This is a messenger RNA of Ilex paraguariensis (yerba mate), 2005 nucleotides long. The record is from the annotation of a GenBank genome assembly. Lineage: Eukaryota; Viridiplantae; Streptophyta; Magnoliopsida; Aquifoliales; Aquifoliaceae.
CACUAGUUCUUUAUACUCCACAAUCACCACCACCUCCACCACUACCAUCGCCUUAUCACUGCCGUCUUCGUUGUGUCAAACGAACGGCUGUGAACCCAAAAUGGGAUCGGCCGGAAAUGGCGAAGAUCAACCCCUGCUAUUGAGCAGCUCUGUAGACUACCCAACUUUACCACCCAAAUUACCCAAAGCUGCAGAAGAGAGACAAUAUGAGUAUAGCAUCCAACUCGAGAAAACGUUGGCCAACACCGAUCUACCGUUUCUUCAGCGCAUUGUGGCGGCGACAUGGAUAGAAUGUAGGCUACUCUUCCCACUCGCCGCCCCCGCCACCACCGUGUACGUAAUAAACUUCCUCAUGUCCACGUUCACCCAAAUCUUUUCCGGCCACCUCGGCAACCUUGAGCUCGCCGCUGCCUCUCUUGGUAACAAUGGCAUUCAAGCCUUCUGCUACGGUCUCAUGCUUGGAAUGGGAAGUGCGGUGGAAACCCUUUGUGGGCAAGCAUAUGGGGCAAAAAAAUACGAAAUGCUUGGAAUUUACACCCAAAGAUCAGCAAUCCUCCUCAAUCUAACUGGUGUUGUAGUCAUGUUUACCUACAUUUUCUCAAAACCAAUUCUCAUACUACUUGGUGAAUCAGAAGAAAUCGCAUCAGCCUCAGCUCUAUUCACCUUCGGCUUAAUCCCUCAAAUCUUCGCAUACGCUUUAAACUUCCCAAUCCAAAAAUUUCUUCAAUCUCAAAGCAUAGUAGCUCCAAGUACGUAUAUAUCAGUAGCCACCACUGUUUUCCAUAUUUUUCUCAGUUGGCUUGUGGUUUACAAGAUUGGGUUGGGGCUUUUGGGUGCUUCUUCGGUAUUGAGUUUGUCUUGGUGUGUGAUAGUCAUAGCUCAGUUUAUAUAUAUUGUCACUAGCGAGAGGUGUAAGGACACUUGGACAGGGUUUAGUAUACAAGCUUUUCAUGGGCUUUGGGAUUUCUUCAAAUUGUCCGCUGCUUCUGCUGUGAUGCUGUGUUUGGAGAGUUGGUACUUUCAGGUUAUUGUGUUGUUGACUGGGAUGCUUGAGAACCCUGAGAUUGCUCUGGAUUCUCUCUCUGUUUGUAUGACUGUUUUGGGAUGGAUAUACAGUAUGUCAAUUGGGUUCAAUGCAGCGGCCAGUGUAAGAGUGGGGAAUGAGCUUGGAGCUGGACAUCCAAAGGCAGCAGCAUUCUCUGUCGUAAUCGUGACAACAUCCUCUUUCAUCAUAUCCCUAAUCGCAUCAAUAGUCUUGCUCGCAUUGCGCCAUAAGAUCAGCUAUCUCUUCACUGAAGGAGAAGUUGUGGCUAAUGCUGUCUCAGAUAUGUGCCCACUUCUUGCCGUUACUCUAGUUCUCAAUGGAAUCCAACCCGUUUUGACUGGUGUGGCUGUUGGGUGUGGAUGGCAAACUUUUGUUGCGUACGUGAACGUUGGCUGUUAUUAUGUAGUUGGAAUCCCUCUGGGUGUACUGCUCGGUUUCUACUUCAAAUUGGGGGCUCAGGGAAUAUGGGCGGGGAUGCUUGGCGGCACACUAAUGCAAACCGUGAUACUAAUGUGGGCCACUUAUCGGACUGAUUGGAAUAAAGAAGUUGAAUUAGCUUCGAGGAGAUUGAAUAAAUGGGAUGAACAGAAGGAACCACUUCUGAAGGGGUGAAACAAAGCUUCAUCAAUUUCAUCAUUUGCUGGCCAGCCACCACUAUAACUUGUAUUUUUUGUGUGAAUGUUUCACAACUGAAGGGUCUAUUAAUGGUAAUAAGCCCAAAUUCCAACUAGAAAAAAGAAAGAGAAGUCUUAUUUUUGUUAGAGUAUAAAAUUUCUCUGAGGCUAUUGAAUGGUUGUGAUUUAAGAGCAUGUUAAACCAAGUGGGGAUGUGAUUGUAAUUUGUUUCUUCUUCUGUUACAGCUUGCGAACUCAUCAGAAUAAAAUAUACUUUGUCUUUAGAAGCUUUGCUACCUUGUAGAAUUUUUUUAGAAAAAUUUCAACCAUACCGUUUCUAAUUUAA